AGUUGUCCAGUAAUAGUAAAUUGGUUGUAAACUCAGUACAUAGAUUCAGAGUUAGCUCCUCUUCAUAUUAAUCACUAGGAUGGCUUUCUUCAUUAUUUAUUAUGUGUUGGGCUCGAGGACUUUUGCGACGGUGCAGGAUUUUGGUUUGAGCAUGAGAUGAUGAACCCAAACCUGAAGACCGGCAAAAACCAAGAAGAAGAAGAAGCCAAUCCAUAUCAAGAGUUGUCGUGCCGCGCUGACAGCUUUGGUUCUGUAGAAAAGGCGCAAGCAGUUGCGUUCGAGUUCAGAAUGGGUCCUACGUCCACGGCAUUAACUGCCUCUGGCGUUGGUGGUACUGUAGUGGAGCGAAUACUCAUCUGGAGGAUCAUAGGAGGUCUGAUAGACGUUCACGCAUUCGUGAGUAUGCCCUCAGGCCCGGCGCGAUCGCUCGAGCACUUGAGUAUUUCCGAGUUCAUGUGCACCAAAGUACCGUGCGGGCGCUCGCUGUCUCAUCUGUGGCCCACCGAGCUACUUUUUUCUUUGAAAUAAAGCUACAUUGGCUUUUUACGAAGUUUCUGUCUUCGCCGCAGUAUCUUGUUUGGCUGGACAGUGUGGUUCCCUUGCUACCAGGCCUGGCGUACGAAGGGGCAGAGGCUGAGCAGGAGCGCAUAAUCCAUCAUUUCUCAACGGCGGGUACGUCGCAAAGUUGUGCUACAGCAAAACAACAGGCCCUUAAUUUUUUCAAGAGUGUGAGUGAUAAAUAAGCUCUUACAAUGUAUUUUUUGCGUUUUUGGUAGUGCCCGGUACAGAAACGAAUAGUGCAUUCGGGCAGACGCUACUGGGUGGAAUCGAAAAAGCAGGUGGUAUUGAAGAUAAAACCAUAAAUGCGAUUUGCAAGCAGGCUGGCACUCAUUUCUUGAGUUUCUGGUCAGCAACACGGUUGGACAGAAGACUUCGGAAAUGAUCUUAAAGGCGCUGCGAAGCGGAGUGGUAAACGAUGCGUGUCAAUGCAAAAAGAAGAAAUCGUAAACCGCUCGAACAAGGAGAUGGAGAGACAUACGAUAAAGGAGAAAACAGAGAAGAAGCUCAGAGGGGCACAGCUGUUUUGAUAUAUUAAAUAUAUAGUACUCUUUUUCUAAUCCUCAACUCCAAAAUCUUCAAAUCAUAAAACUUAAACAUAAUUACAGAAAAAUAACCGGGUUAUUUUUGUUUUUCCCUCAUUUUCAUCCUAGGUUAGUCCCUCCAAUCUAUCAAGUGCUUUCGGUUACAGAUUUAGUUUUCGUUUUGAUAUCAUCCGUAGCCGCCCAUCUUCGCUCGUGUUACAAAAAUCUUCAGUAUAGGGUAGAUUCUUCGUUCUGAUUUCUACUCUUCUCUGCAAUGAAAUCAAAUUAGGUACUCAAACUGAUACUGAACACCUUGCGGUUGCGAAAACCGCGACCGCUUUCCUGCCCACAGGAGGAGAGAAAGUGGUCAGAAAUUGCCUCGAUCUAGCACGAGACCUUUAAGUACGGUUUCGCGAUUACAUAGACGCGUACCAACUUCUGUGCGCUCCCCCCAAGCUCGCUUAACACUACGACAUGCCUACUUACCUGUUACUUUUGGACAUGCAUUAUAACGCGAACGCGAUAGUCAUAGUUGUUUGAAAAUGAAAUUAUAGCAAAUGUGCAAAUAGCAAAUGUGCGAUGGAUGCAUCGCUUUAGCUAUGAUCCGAUCG
Messenger RNA from Amoebophrya sp. A25, 1693 nucleotides. The record is from the annotation of a GenBank genome assembly. Lineage: Eukaryota; Dinophyceae; Syndiniales; Amoebophryaceae.